Cladophialophora psammophila CBS 110553 is the source of this 3666-nucleotide messenger RNA. Its product is annotated as serine/threonine protein kinase. Gene Ontology annotation, biological process: protein phosphorylation. The record is from RefSeq and is a predicted model, not a curated record. Gene Ontology annotation, molecular function: protein binding; protein kinase activity; ATP binding. NCBI's taxonomy places the organism in Eukaryota, Fungi, Ascomycota, Eurotiomycetes, Chaetothyriales, Herpotrichiellaceae. The coding region runs from base 1 to 3666 and encodes 1221 amino acids. The transcript is spliced from 4 exons.
AUGGAGGCUAAACUUGAAGCCGCCUUUCCCUUCUGGCUGGAUGCAGGGGCCCAUUCAACUUCGAAGUCGUCAGGACGACCAUCCAGACACGUCGCGGCCUUCAUCGCAGCCACUAGUCGGUUACCAGUGUACCAGCAAGAUCAGCUGAUCAAAAUCAAGCCUCUGGGUUCGGGGACAUCAUUUCAGGUAGACGAGUGCAAAGAUACAAAGAGCGGGGAUUUGGUGGUGGCCAAACAACUGCGCACGAAACAAGAUUCAGGCGAACUCUACGACGGCGCCGUGCUUCAGGAGCUUAAGGUUUCGGUCUAUCCACCUUUCCUGAAACAUGACAAUAUUGUCCGAACGCUAGGCUUCCUAGAAUCCGAGGACCCCACAGCCUUUGGACCUUCCGUUUCGCUCGUCUUGGAACAUGCAGACCAUGGUUCGCUGGCUGAAUACCUUUCAGGUGCUUCCUGCUCGAUGUCUCACGAGGAUUGGCUCCAGCGACAGAAUUUGAUGCUCGACAUCUGCUCGGGUUUGGAGAUUCUUCACAGAUGCAGGGUAAUACACGGAGAUGUCAAGCCUGACAAUAUUCUUCUCUUCUCAACCCACUCAUCCACCGGAUGCCCUUUGAUGGCUAAGCUUGCAGACUUCGGAAGCUCCAUUGUCGAGGAUACUAUAUAUGAUGAUAUUGAUGAGGGCAUUUCGUCCCCCACAUACAGAGGCACACCCCUCUAUGUCCCCGGUUACUUACGAAAGUACUCCGGCAAGGUCCCGUUCCAUCUAAUGCCCGCCGUCGAAAUCUAUUCCUUCGGUUUGUUGCUGUGGUCUAUUUGCGCGGGCGAACCGUAUUACUUGCGUCUCGUGCAUCCGGACCGAAAAGACAUGGUGGAGUGUCUGGACAGUUUGGGGACUGAAGGGCUUCGACAGCAAUUUCAGUUGAACCUGGAAGUCAUUUCUAACACCAGUGACUGCUUGAAACCUUCAGUGUUAGGAGAAGUUUUCGACUUUUGCGUGAGAGAUGUGGAGAUUGACCAUUCCCCCAUUCUGCCUAUCGAUCGAGAAAUUAUCUAUCGCAAGGAAUUUGCAGCAAUAAGUGAAGUGUGGAAAAUUCUUUCUAGCCACACGAGCGAGAACAGUGUUAACUAUCACGAUCAGACCUCUUUGUGGCAGCCAUUCCACCUUGGCAGCAUCCCCUCCAGAGAGAAUGUUGAUCAUAUACCCUGGGCUCUACAGUGCGACUUAGUCCAGCAACUGGUGGACAAAGUGAACAAUCGGCAAGAAUCAGUCUAUCAAAGGGGCAAAGCAGCCCUGCAACUCAGUUCUCACUAUGCUGUUGGCCUGGGGUGUAAAAAAGACUAUGAAAACGUCCUACACUACAUCCAGUUAUCCGCCGCCUUGGGCGAUAACGUCGCCCAGCUAAUCUGCCCAAGAGUUUUCCAAUCUCAUGGAAAGCUUAUUGGCCAGGAUGAUCUGGAAGAUAUCUUACGUUCUUUCUCAUACACUGAAGAGGCUACGUCAGAUUACUCGGACGCCGAUAUGGAAGACCUCGCAAAUGACAUGAAUCAUGAAGAAGCCGAUUAUGGUACGGAUUCUAUUGAAGCCUUGGAUGAUCCUAUGCAGGACACAGGAGGCUUAGAGAGCGACUCUGAAUCCACUAGCGACUCCGAUACAGAUCUUCGCUGGAGUGUGUUCCUUCUAUCUGCCAUUUUUGACAGGGAUUUCGACUCCAAGGUCGACACAGAGCCAGCCGACUAUUUCUGGAUGAAAAUACGUAUGUUUGAGCGAGCUAUGGGGUUUGCCUCUCAAGGAGCACUAUUGAGAUACCGAGGUGAAUGGUAUGGUGGACUUGACGAUACGAAGUUGGUAACUGCGCUUGAGCAAACGGCGGUCUCCUCACCACAAGUUCCAGAAGUGGAGCUCAAAUGCGAGGACGGAACUCUCAUACACAAUCCUGCCCUUCACCAUGUUGUGUUUUGCGGAAUGUUCAAAUUAGCCAAGCAGCUUAUCGACCACGGGUGGUCACUCAACGCAGUCAAUGAUGAGGGCGACACCCUUCUUCAUCUCGCCAUGCGACACGGCGAUUCACAAAUGACAGAAUACCUGAUUAGACGAGGGAUAAACGUGGCAGUGAGCAACUUUAAAGGAGUCACGCCGCUACACUACUUAUCAAUGUUUGGAAGUCAAGAACGGAACUCGGAGGACGGUGGCAACUACUCUGACGCACAGAUCGAAAAAUUGGGGACACAACAUGUCGUAGAAUUCAGCGGUCCAGACGUUGAUACUAUUGCUAACAUGCUGGUUGAUGCAGGGGCAGAUGUGAACGCUUCCAUGGGUCGGUUCGAUUCAACUGUUGACGUCUUCUUCUCUCACCGCAUCAGCGGGACACCAUUGCAUGCAGCUGUUACACUCGGCAACAAGUCGGCUGUGCAGACAUUACUCCGUCUAGGUGCAGACGUUGAGAUUCGGCCUUUCCAUGAUUCGGACACAGCCCUUGAGCUGGCAGCCCAAUUGCACCUAGCAGAUAUAGCAGAGUUGCUCUUAGAUCACGGAGCUAGCCUGAGGAGUGUCUCAGAGUCAGGCUCAUCAAGUGGCACCUGGGCCAUGCAUCACGUUGGAUCUCAUGUUCCGCCUCUGUCCAGGUGGCUGUUACACGGUUCUCGGUACAAGGAUGCCGUCCGAGAUACCAUUCGUGUGUUCAAUGCUGCAGCCGAAAGGGAAAACUUGUCUCUCGAUGAAUUGAACGAGGCCGGUCUAACAGCCUUUGAGUAUGCCCUCCAAGAAAGCGGGGAAGACACUCACGUCAUCGAGGCGUUCCUUGACUGCGGCGCCAUACUUCCUCCGAAUGCUUUAUCAACCGCUGUUCUGAGUUGCGGGUCUGACGAAGCCAACGCCUCGAAGGUUGAACUCGUUCUCCAACACGUUACUGGCCCUGGCCCAACAAUUUCAGGUGGAGACAACAGCCUGUACACGGGAGAAAGUUCGCAUGCCUUGCAUGUCGCUGCGUCCACAGGUGCAUUGGCCGCAGCUAAACUAAUCAUCAGCUAUUUCGCCUCGGAGUCGGAGUCUCUUCUUCGCGCUCAGAACGACGAAGGACUGACUGUACUUCAUGAGGCAGUCAUCGCUGGAGACAUCAGUAUGACCACCUAUCUUCUGUCUCAAAAUUCCCAAAUCAACUUUCGAGACCGGGAGGGCCGUACUGCUCUUGCAACAGCCGUUGCUCUAGGCAAUAAAGCCUUGGUGCCACUAUUGAUGCUUCCAGACGCAGACAUGAAUAUUCGUGAAGGCGAACACGACGGAGGGACUAUUUUGCACAUUGCAGUGCAGAAUGGACCACGCCGGUCCUUGAUGCUGGCAUUUUUACUCUCCGCAGAUUUCGACGAAGCCACUGAGAGCUGGCCACGGUUCCCUCAACUUCACAUCCACGGUAUCCUGGAUGCCGUUGACGCCGCCCAGGGCAAUACGGCGCUCCAUUUGGCAGCAUAUUCUGGAGAUUAUCCAAGUGUGUUCGCAUUGUUAGCCGCAGGAGCGAUUGCCAACGUCAAGAACCGUGCAGGUUCCAUACCUCUUGAUUUGGUGAGACAGAGAAUAAAGCUGCAUGAGUCGCAAAAGGAGCAGCCUGUUCAUUUCGAAUUGGAGGCAGCCCUGAAGAAGUGUGCAACUCACCUAGAGCGUGCGAAAACCUAG